Filobasidium floriforme is the source of this 2714-nucleotide messenger RNA. Its product is annotated as P-loop containing nucleoside triphosphate hydrolase protein. Gene Ontology annotation, molecular function: ATP binding; ATP hydrolysis activity. The coding region runs from base 79 to 2643 and encodes 854 amino acids. NCBI's taxonomy places the organism in Eukaryota, Fungi, Basidiomycota, Tremellomycetes, Filobasidiales, Filobasidiaceae. The record is from RefSeq and is a predicted model, not a curated record. The transcript is spliced from 15 exons.
AAUCCAGUCAAAGAAUCAGAUGAAAGGCAGCUAGGUAGCAGUCACAGUCGCUCCUUCGACGCUGGAAUCAACUCGAUCAUGUCUGUUGAAUUAGAAAGUAACGGUCUUCUCGGCGGAAUGGAGUUUCCGGCAGAGCCAAACAACGGCCUCGUGAACAAUGGCUUGCUCUCAGGGUUACAGGAGGAUGACGGUCUUCAAAGCAACGGUCUGCUCGCCAUGAUGGAGGACGAUCAGAUGCUGCUGGAUAUCGAAAGUGGAGUCGGGUCGCUUGCAGGAAGCAAGGGAGGAGAGACGGGGCUUCCUGGCGUUGGGCAGAGCGAAGAGGGGAUCGGAUCGUCGGUUCCUAGCCAAUAUGGUGCCGAAUCUCGAUUGUCAACCCCUCUUGAUAUCGAUACGGACACCUACAUAUCAUCGAAUACCAACCUCGCAGGACCAUCGAAGCAAAGAGUAUCGCAUCAACAUGUGUACCGAGAUGACACGGCUUUGAGAAACGCCCAGGCAUUGUCGUUGCCGAGGAUGUUCGCAUCCACGGCAGAUGGCAAGUAUGUUAGCUUUGGCCGCAAAGUCAGACGGAAAUGGGACGGUGUAGCAGCCCGACCCGUACCUAAAGGCGACAAAGACGGUAGACUCCAGCUCCUCGAUGUCCCCUAUCACCUCCUUUUAAAACAGAUCGACCAGGACGAGGUCGAACGUGCGGACCAGACUUUACAAGCAAAUCUCGCUCGUCAAGAACAUGUAGAAAGGCUGGAACGAAAGGGCAAAGGGAAAGAUAUCGGACAGAAGGCUAUGUGGGUAGAUAAAUACCGGCCGACCAAGUUCACCGAUUUGUUAGGGGAGGAGCGAUGCCACCGAGACGUCCUCUCGUGGCUGAAAGAUUGGGACAAGUGCGUGUUUAAGAGUGUCGCGCCAGGAGUCCAGGCGAAGAAACGGAAUCGCCUAGAGAGCAAUGAGGAGUUUGCUUAUUUUGAUGCGCUCGGCCGGCCUAAAGAGAGGAUUUUGCUGCUGAGCGGACCUCCUGGACUUGGGAAGACAACUUUGGCACAUAUCGUCGCCAAGCAAGCGGGCUACGACGCUUUCGAGAUCAACGCGAGUGAUGACCGAUCGGCUGCUACCGUGACGGACCGGAUACAGAACGCUAUAGAUGCAGGGAGCGGAUUGCGAAGCAGGGGCAAACCGAUCUGCGUGGUCAUCGACGAGAUUGAUGGCGCAGCAGGAGGUGGCGAUACGAGCUUUAUCAAAAGCCUGAUCAAGCUGAUCCAGGAUGUGCCGGCGAACAAACGGAAGAAACAGGCGGCCAAGGUGCUCAAACGCCCUAUCAUCUGCAUCUGCAAUGAUCUCUACGCUUCUUCCUUGCGACCACUACGACAACACGCGCGGAUAGUCAGGUUCAAGAAAGCUCAGCCUCAGCUUGUCGUCAACCGCCUGAGAAAUAUCUGCGAGAGGGAAAACAUGUCGGCAGAAACACGUGGUUUGGCGGCGCUCGUCGAGAUCACCGAAGGCGAUGUCCGGAGUUGCCUGAAUACGUUACAGUUCAUCAAAUCACGUACGACCGAGGUUACGGAGAAGAGUGUACGAAAGACAGCGCUGGGACUCAAAGAUGGCGGAGCAUCUCUUCAUGGGGUCUGGCAUAACCUCUUUGUGCCAGUCACCAGCAAGAAGAAGCGGCAAAAUGGAAUGGCGACGGGCGAGGAUGGCAAAUACGUUGGUAGGCUAGCCGAAGUGGUCAUGAGCAGUGGUGAUGUCGACCGUGUCAUGCAAGGUUGUUUCGAGCACUAUCCAAAUCUCAAGCCAAUCGACGCCUCUAUAAAGAACGUCGCACGGAUACACGACUGGAUCCACCACUACGACCGACUACAUCAUCGAGUCGGCAAGUUCCAAGAAUUUGAGUUGAUGGGUUACAUGCCAUACGCUGUGGUACCUUGGCACACACAUAUGGCUGCCGCCGCUAAUACCAGUAGAGCGGUCGACUUUCCAAAGACGGACUAUGAGGCGUUCCUCAAAUCGAGCGCAAUCAAGGAGAUAGGCACGGCGCUGCUUCAGUCGAUCCCUGCCAAUCUACGGACGAUUUACAACUCUUCGUCCAUCCUGACCGAGCUGGGGCCAUACUUGAUGCGGAUUAUCUCGCCGCCAUUGAAACCAGUCAACUCGAAUCUCGUAAAGGCGGAUGAAAAAGCGACCUUGGUCCGCUUGGUAGAUCUUAUGAUAGACAUGAAUCUACGUUUCUAUCGAGACAAGACGGAAGAAGGACAGGCGACUUUUCGGCUGGAACCCGCUAUUGAUUCGCUGGUGCAUUAUGAUGGCAAGCGGGCGAGUGACAUUGCCACUUCGCGCUUCGCUGUGCGGAGUUUGGUCUCGCAAGCGGUCGAUGCCGAAGUCGCCAAACGUAGGGGUGCUGGUAGUGGUAAAGAGAACAAACCACUACAUGGGAUGUUCAAGACUGCCCCGCAGGAGGAAAAGCCCGUCGAUCUGGCAGACAAGCCACCUACCGAUUUCUUUGGCAGAGCCAAGGCAAAUGUACUCGCCGCAGUCGGAUCGAAGGGCAUCGAUGGACAGCCUGCCAAAAAGUUCCGAGUCGUUUACAAAUUCAACGAGGGAAGCUCAAGCGCCGUCAGAAAGCCAGUCAAGAUGGCGACGUUGCUCUAGAUAUGAUCUUGUUGAUGCCAUUGCCAUUUCUUGUAUUACAAUGGUAUUACCGCUGCACAAGGCUACGAUAU